This is a messenger RNA of Aspergillus alliaceus, 1518 nucleotides long. Its product is annotated as major facilitator superfamily domain-containing protein. Gene Ontology annotation, biological process: transmembrane transport. Bases 1 to 1518 code for a protein of 505 amino acids. Gene Ontology annotation, molecular function: transmembrane transporter activity. The transcript is spliced from 5 exons. NCBI's taxonomy places the organism in Eukaryota, Fungi, Ascomycota, Eurotiomycetes, Eurotiales, Aspergillaceae. The record is from RefSeq and is a predicted model, not a curated record.
AUGGAUCCAGCUGUGUCGAGCAACUCAGAACCUGAGAGGACGAUGCAACAACCAGAAACUACUGAGACUCAGUCUGAAAAUGCGGAAAUUCAAUCACAAGAUGAGGGCGGGGACUACACGCCACGCAGAAACAUGAUCCCUAUCAUGAUUGCACUCUGCAUCGCGUCCUACUCAUGGGUUGGUUUGUCUUACCUCGUAACCCAGUCCGCUUUGGCUCCGUUUUGGGGCAAGGUGAGCGACAUUUUUGGACGCAAGCCAAUUGUGUUACAGGCAACGUUCGUCUUUUUCAUUGGAAGCUUGAUUUGUGCCGUAGCAAAUAGCAUUACCGUGCUUAUUGCUGGGCGUGCUAUUCAAGGUGCUGGAGCCGGCGGCGUGAUGCUCAUCGUGACGAUUCUAAUAGGAGAUCUCGUCAGUCCAAGAGAACGCGGACUAUAUUUUGGCAUUCUCGGUGGGGUAUAUGGCAUCGCAAUAUCUUCCGAUCCUCUCAUAGGAGGAGCACUUGCGGAAAAUAUCGGCUGGAGAUGGUGCUUCUACAUCAACCUACCGUUUCAGGGAAUCGCUUUUGCCCUCCUGCUCUUUUUCCUCCACGUUCACGAUCCCCGUACCGAAAUUAUCAAAGGCUUAAUGGCUGUUGAUUGGCUGGGAUCGAUUGCUAUUACAGGUUCGGUCCUUAUGCUUCUCCUGGGCCUCCAGUAUGGCAGGGAGGUAUAUCCUUGGAGCUCUGCCAUUUGGAAGCUGGCCCGUUAUCCGGUGCUCCCUCUACGACUGUUCACGACUCGCCCUAUUAUCGCCCUUUUCGUGGUGGAUCUCACGCACGGAUUCCUUUUGUACAGCACGGCCUACUUUGUCCCAUUCUACUUCCAGGUAGUUGUUGGAGCAACACCAAUUGACUCGGCGGUCUGGUCCCUUCCUCUCGCCAUUCCCCUGUCUUUCUUCACCAUCGGGACAGGUCUUUAUAUGCGGAAGACGGGAAAGUACUUAUACAUGAUCAUUGCAGGUAUGGCUAUCUCCACUCUGGGCACCGGUCUGUUGAUCGAUUUCGGUGCAGUAAUCAAUUGGCCAAAGAUCAUCAUCUAUCAACUGAUUAUCGCCGUCGGCCUGGGUCCCAACUUUCAGGCACCGACCAUUGCCCUGCAAGCAAGCAUCGUCCUGGGCGGCGUCAUUCUUAAAAAUCGACUCUCGGCACAAAGCGGUCGUCUCAUUGUUUCUGGAGUCAGCCCUACGAUGGCGGAAGCAAUUGCACGGAAUGGCGCAGCUGGAUCUGUGGAACUCGUUGCACAGCUCACUCUGGCCCAGCAGAACAUUUUUAGGUUGCUUGUAAAGGACAGUCUUGCCGAUAUGUGGAUCUUCUUCGUCGUUCUUUCCGGAAUUGGACUCAUUGCAUCUUUCCUCGUUGGAAUCGAGAAACUUUCCGAUGAGCAUGUUGAACACAAGACAGGUUUGGGGGUGGAAGAGGCAAAUCGAUUGGUGCAUGAAAAGCCGCGGGUCACUGAGCCAGAAAUCGCUGAGAUGACUUGA